This is a messenger RNA of Mycena citricolor, 672 nucleotides long. The record is from the annotation of a GenBank genome assembly. NCBI's taxonomy places the organism in Eukaryota, Fungi, Basidiomycota, Agaricomycetes, Agaricales, Mycenaceae.
GGGACGCUCACAGAAAUCGUGUCAGACAACGGCGCACCGUUUGUGAAGGCAUUGGCGUGGGCCUACAGAAUUCGCCGCGGGACCCCCGCAGGUCUGGCCCAGCGGGACCCCUGAAAAAUCGAAGUCCCGCUCUCGACGACGGCAGAACAUUUCAAUGUUCUGUCAACCUUAGCAUAGAGUCUGAUACAGUAACAAGAUAUCCCAAUUAGUUGCAUCACUCGUAGUGUUGACAUUGUUGAGGACAGCGAGGUCGAAGAAUUGGGUCCCGCGGGACUCUACUUAAAGCGGGACUAAACCCAGCGGGACUCCAGCGGGAAUGGAAAAUGACCCCGCGGGACUCCAGCGGGAGUGCUUAACCGGUGUGCGGGACUCCAGCGGAGGUCGAGCAGGUCCCGCGGGACUCCAGCGAUGGCCCCACUCGACCCCGCGGGACUCCAGCAGUCGGCUCACAUGCCCCGCGGGACUUCAGCGGAGGUCCAGCAGAGGUCCAGCGGGCGUGAACACUGCGGGAUCCUCUGCUCACCAACAUAAUCCGGCAGUGCUGCUCUAUAAGGUCACCGCCGCACACCGCCGUCCCCAUCGUCGUCUUACAUCAACGUUACAGCCACCUCAUCAUCAUCGUCCGCACAGCACAUCGACUGCACAGCCGCCUCAUCAUCAUCGUGCUCGUCG